Leishmania mexicana MHOM/GT/2001/U1103 is the source of this 2364-nucleotide messenger RNA. RefSeq lists its product as hypothetical. Bases 1 to 2364 code for a protein of 787 amino acids. NCBI's taxonomy places the organism in Eukaryota, Euglenozoa, Kinetoplastea, Trypanosomatida, Trypanosomatidae. The record is from RefSeq and is a predicted model, not a curated record. Gene Ontology annotation, cellular component: nuclear pore; nuclear pore outer ring. The transcript has a single exon. Gene Ontology annotation, molecular function: structural constituent of nuclear pore. Gene Ontology annotation, biological process: protein import into nucleus; post-transcriptional tethering of RNA polymerase II gene DNA at nuclear periphery; mRNA export from nucleus.
AUGCAGGAGGUCUACACGGAUGCCGAGCAGUCAGAUCAAUACCACCCGGAUGCCAUUGGCAUCGAGUCGGUCCAGCCGCAUCGUCGCUGGUUCGUCUCGCACUACGCUCAUCUACAAGCCUUCCUGCAGCGCCAGCCGGUACUGCGCCGGGCGAACAUCAUCUGCCGCUGGCUGGAGAGCACGUACCGCGACAACUCGCGACACGAGCCGCGUCUCCGCGGAGAGGAAGAGGUUGUGCUUCGCCAACUCAUCCUGACAUACCUGCGCGGCGGAGAGCUGAACCGCGCCAUCAACGCCGCCGUCACCUACGAGAGCUGCGUACACAGCUGCAUCCUCAGCGCCGCCCAGCUGCAGACGGUGCAGGAGCCGUGGUUCAGCCAGACCGCUUUGGUGCCUCUCUUUGGCGAGUACGCGCACGGCGAACUGAAUCAGGCUUGGUGCGGUAACGAAUACCGCCUCGACAACCUCUCGCAGCUGUACGAAGAGUCCCUUAAGUACCGCAGCGCCGCCGCCGCCGUUGGCGUAGAGGGAAGCGCGGCGCCCUCGACGCCGAGCGCCGUGAGCGACUUCGAUGCCGUAAUUGGGGCGGUGCUGUGCGGGAACCUUACCGUGCUGGAGAACGCCUUCAAGGUGAACGGGAGUUGGAAGGACAUGGCGUGGUGCUACCUGCGGUGCGCGCUGGUGGUCGCGUUUACGAAGCAGCUGAUGGUCGCUACCGGCGCCGGUGGCGAGGAGUCUGGGCGACCGGCAGCAGGCGUCGUCGACCGCAGCUACGCGGUGUUCAUCGAGGAAAUGACGGGUAGCGGUGAUAACUGGGCGGCGAGUUUUUCGCAGAAGCUAGUGCAGGGCCUUGCAGCGCGCCUGCAGUCUGGUUUGCUGCCGCGUGCGCCGCUGGAGGAGCAGCUGCAGAUGCGCUUCAUCUUGCAGACACUCACGUGCACGGACGGGAAGCACUCUCUGCUGUCUACAGCACCAUCCGCGGUGCCGGCGUCGGCGGCCCUAGUGGGUGCGACCGAGUGGUUCGACAUCGUCCCGGAGGAGGGGGACAGCGACGCCGCGCGGCUGACCACGCACGUAGUGCUCGCGCAGGACGUCGCCUACGGGGAAACGCUGAGCCCGCACGCUGUUCAGGUGCGCGCCGGCGCAUCCUUGGCGACGUCUCUAGCGCGAUACGCGGUUUUCUUAGCGCUGCUGCCUCGCUACCCAUUUGACGAGGGGUUGCGGGCUGUCACAGCCAUGACACUGCGGCUACGCGACCCGCGGCACCGCGCCAGCGUCUACGCCGCCUUCAUCAUGGCCGCGCGCGAGUACGAGCUGCAGCGGCAGAACCUCUCCCGUAGCGAGCUCGAGGAGCAGGAAGCCCGGUUGGUGCGUCAAUUUGUGACGGCCGACCGUGACGCCAAUGUGCAUGCAGAGGUGCAGCAGCUCCUCUACCAGCAGGUCGCGCCGACAGAGCUGCUUACGCACAACAAACUCGCCGAGAAGCUCAUGUGGGAGGCCAUGCACGCGGACUCUCUGUCCGACUACCUCGCGGUGCUUCAUCGCGGUCUCUCGGCGUGCUGCAGCUUCUGGCUCAUGGAGCCGGAGCCCGAGGUGGAGGCGAUCGCGGAUGUGAGCAGCAUCCUGACGCGCCGCGUCUUGGUGGAGAUUCAGAGGCGCUGUGAGACACACGAGGGUGGGCGGACCGGCGAACUCACUGGGGGAGCGACGUCGUCGUCCACUCCUUCACAGUUUGCCAGCCCUGUGACGGAGCACGAGCGCAGUGAAGCAACCUUCUGGUAUCUCCUGAGCGAGGCACGCGGUAUUGCAACGGAGCACGGCUCAAUAACUGCGCAACUAAACGCCGCCAAGCACACGGCCGCCUUUGCCGGGGCUGCAGCGGCGUCAAACCGCACCCUCAUCUACCAGCUCACGCAGGAUGAGGCGGCGCUUCUGUGCAAGCUGGUGGAGCACACCCAGCGCGCUGUCCGGCACGGUGGCGCCGUCGUAUACCGGGACCGCCAGUGCCUGACCGCCAUCAUAAAUCUGGUGCAGCAGCUGACGGAGGCGGUGACUCUGUCGAUGCUGUCUGGUGUGGUUGAGAGCGACGUCGAGGAGGAGAGCCCUGCCUCGUGUGAUGAGCUCUUCCGCAUGCAGCAAGUGUAUGGACUAAUGGAGGAGCUUCACAGCGCCGGGUACCUGCACCCGGCACUGCUCCCCCAGCAGAGCGCCAGUGCACUCUACGCACAGAUACGCGCCAUGCGCGUGUCGUAUGGGCAGCGCGUGCACAAGCGACAAGUUGUGGCGGCACUGCGCCAGCGGGCUGGCGGGGCCGCAGCAGAGGUUGCCCGCGUUGGUGCCGUCGUGCCCGUCGACGGUGAAUGA